GGCCUUUUUUUGAUCCAUUUGUUGGCAGUCGUCCCGAUCGCACUAGCUCGCCUCAAUGGUCACAUAACUUGAGUUUCAGAGCUAGGCUUCAGAAAUCAUCAGUGUCAAAGGAGUGAUUGGUUAUACAAAAGAGGAAGAUCUGAGAAAAACCCCAGAAAAAGAAAAUGGCAGGGAGAUUGAGCAACGUGGCAUCACGGAUCAUGGGAGGAAACGGUGUCGUUGGUCGCUCCGUCGCGUCCUCUCUUCGUCUUCGCUCCGGCAUGGGUCUCCCCGUCGGCAAACACAUUGUCCCUGACAAACCUCUUCCAGUGAAUGAUGAACUGGUUUGGGACAACGGAACUCCGUUUCCUGAACCUUGUAUCGAUCGCAUUGCCGAUACCGUUGGAAAGUAUGAGGCGUUGGCUUGGAUGUGUGGAGGUUUGGGCUUUUUCGCGACACUGGGACUGUUAGCCGUGUGGAAUGACAAAGCUUCUAGGAUACCAUAUACACCAAAGGUAUAUCCAUAUGACAACUUGCGGGUGGAGCUUGGUGGAGAACCCUAGGCUAAUCUUUAUGCAAGAAAUUGUAUGGUUACUGUUGUUUCAGAUACGUUUCUGCUUUUGUUCAUCUCUUUGCUGUCGGAAUUUUGAACAGUUAAGAAAAUAAUGGUUGUAGCUGACAUUAAUCUCUUGAAACAAAUAGCUUGAUACGGUUUUGUUUAAA
This is a messenger RNA of Hevea brasiliensis (rubber tree), 702 nucleotides long. Its product is annotated as NADH dehydrogenase [ubiquinone] 1 beta subcomplex subunit 8, mitochondrial. NCBI's taxonomy places the organism in Eukaryota, Viridiplantae, Streptophyta, Magnoliopsida, Malpighiales, Euphorbiaceae. The transcript is spliced from 4 exons. The record is from RefSeq and is a predicted model, not a curated record. Bases 165 to 542 code for a protein of 125 amino acids.